AUGAGCAACAGUAGAAGGCUAAAUAGUGCUCUUCCCUCUCUACGGGUAUUGACUCAAGUUGGUGUUGCUCGCCGUUACUGGUCAGUCGCUGAUAAUAAGAAGCGUCUCAUCCGCUCUGCUCAAGCCCAUCGCAUCUACAACCGAACGGAGAAAGCUCUGCUACGUGAACGAAUCCAUGAUAUUUGCAAAGACCUUGCCAAAACAAGUACAUCGUUGUUACGGUUGCAUCUCAGCAUAGCCAAUUCCAUCAGGCCUGCAGCCAGGGACACUGUUGAUCGUCUCACUUUCAGUUCCGCUGAGAGGAAAAUGGAAUGUGUGUCAGCCCGACAAAAGAGCAAAUUCAAUACUCUGAACAACACCCAAGCCACUAGACCUGCUCUGGACAUUUCCCGAGUGGUUAAUGAACUCCAUUCCGACGGAGGACAUUAUUGCAACAUCGAAUCAAGCCUAAGACAACUACCGCAAGCAGAGGCUGAAGAAAUUCGGAGAGAAGCGUCCCGCAUCCUGCACAAAGCCAAGCCACCAAGAAGUAAUGUCAGCAAUGCAGAGAGAAAAGCCAUAAAAAGUCUCAAUGAAGACAAAUCGAUUGUUAUCCUACCGGCAGACAAAGGCAACGCUACGACUGUUCUCAACACCGAAGACUACCGAAGAAAGAUUAGGGACCUGUUGGACCCUACGAUCUACGUAAAACUCCGUCGUGACCCUACAUCCAGGAUCCUGAAGAAGACCAACUCACUAAUUAUGAAAUCAACACUACCUGAGAAAACAAAGGAGACAAUUUCAUCAUCUGAAGCGCUUAUCCCCAGAUUAUAUGGAUUGCCAAAAAUCCACAAAGAAGAGUUGCCGUUGAGACCUAUUGUCAGUGCCAUAAACUCUCCUACUCACCUCCUCUCUAAACAUCUUGCCAGUUUUCUGAAACCCCAUGUCGGGGCAACGGAAUCUUUUGUUAGAGAUUCGUCCCACUUCAUAGAGAAGCUCAAAACCUACAGUCUCCAGUCAACAGAUAUCUUGGUAAGCUUCGACGUCGUUUCUCUCUUUACGAGAGUUCCAAUCAAGGAAGCCAUGGAGAACGUACGGGAAAUAUUUUUCACCAGAUAUCGCUGA
This is a messenger RNA of Uloborus diversus, 1104 nucleotides long. RefSeq lists its product as uncharacterized. The coding region runs from base 1 to 1104 and encodes 367 amino acids. The transcript has 3 exons. NCBI's taxonomy places the organism in Eukaryota, Metazoa, Arthropoda, Arachnida, Araneae, Uloboridae. The record is from RefSeq and is a predicted model, not a curated record.